AUGAUCCGGGGUGUGGAGGCGCCAAUGGCGGACAACCCGCCGCAGCCGCCGCCCGUCAUCUUCUGCCAGGACUCCCCGAAGCGGGUGCUGGUGUCGGUCAUUAGGACGACCCCGAUCAAGCCCACAUGCGGCGGCGGAGGGGAGCCGGAGCCGCCGCCGCCUCUCAUCCCCACCAGCCCUGGCUUCAGCGACUUCAUGGUGUACCCGUGGCGCUGGGGUGAGAACGCGCACAACGUGACGCUCAGCCCCGGGGCUGCCGGGGGCGCCGCCUCGGCUGCCCUGCCUGCCGUCGCCGAGCACUCGGGGCUUCGGGGCCGGGGCGCGCCCCUGCCCACCCCCUCGGCCGCCGCCGCCUCGGGAGGUGAGGACGAGGAGGAAGCGAGCAGCCCGGACAGUGGCCACCUCAAGGAUGGAAUCCGACGUGGCAGACCCAGAGCGGAUACUGUGCGGGAUUUAAUCAAUGAAGGAGAGCAUUCGUCCAGCAGAAUCCGUUGUAACAUCUGUAAUAGGGUGUUUCCAAGGGAGAAAUCGCUCCAGGCGCACAAAAGGACUCAUACAGGUGAGCGACCCUACCUGUGUGACUAUCCAGACUGUGGAAAAGCCUUUGUUCAAAGUGGACAGCUCAAAACCCAUCAGCGUCUUCACACCGGAGAGAAACCUUUUGUUUGUUCAGAAAAUGGCUGCCUAAGCAGAUUCACCCACGCAAACCGCCACUGUCCGAAGCAUCCUUAUGCCAGGCUGAAGCGAGAGGAGCCUACAGAUGCUCUCAGUAAGCCCCAGGCUGUGGACAACCAGGCUGCCGCUGAGUGGUUGGCAAAGUAUUGGGAAACACGAGAGCAGCGUACCCCCACCUUAAAAGGAAAGCUGGUCCAGAAGGCCGAUCAGGAGCAGCAAGACCCCCUGGAGUACCUUCAGUCUGAUGGGGAAGAUGACGAAAAAAGUGGUGCCCAGCGGCGGCUCCAGGAGCAGCGGGAGCGCCUGCACGGAGCCCUGGCUCUCAUCGAGCUCGCCAACCUGACUGGAGCGCCACUCCGUCAGUAGCCUGAGCACUGACUCUCCCACUGUACAAAAGUACUGCCCGGCGUACUUAAAAAGUAGAUCCUUGGGCAUAAGCUAAAGCACCUUAUUUGCUUAUCAUAGGCUGCUAUUCUGUAGAAAUUUAUGAAGAAUGUCAUUGCCCCAGAAGUUGGGGUGAGAGAGAAUUGCACUUUUUUUGUACGGUCAUGGAUUUGUUGUAAAGUUUAAAAUAUUUUGUAAAUAUGGGAUUUCUAGUACAGGGUAGAAUACUACAUAUUGUGGGAAGCUAGAUUUUGCAAGUUUAAGGCAUUCAUUGGAAGCAGUUCUCACAGGAAGCACUUUCUGAGUAAGACACUUGUAUGGAGAAAAAAAAAAAAGAGAGAGA
Molecule: messenger RNA, 1402 nt
Organism: Phacochoerus africanus (Common warthog)
Lineage: Eukaryota; Metazoa; Chordata; Mammalia; Artiodactyla; Suidae
Gene: ZNF367
Product: zinc finger protein 367
Exons: 5
Coding region: 1-1041 (346 amino acids)
Biological process (GO): homophilic cell-cell adhesion
Cellular component (GO): cell-cell junction
Molecular function (GO): ionotropic glutamate receptor binding
Source: RefSeq, a predicted model, not a curated record